AAUCGUGGUGAAGUUACAGACGCUCUGCAAACCCGCUUUUGAAGCGGGUUAUUGCUAAGCGUGGAGGGAUACCUGCUACAUCGACCAGAACAACAAUGUUGAACUCCAAAAAUUAGUGAGCUUCAUGUUCGUCUGGUAUCGCCUCUCAGCACUUGCCAUCGCCAACUUAUCGGAUGUUCUACCUUCGUCGAAGUCUGUCGCACCCGCAAAUAGCACUUGGAAUACAAUGGACCCUGUAUCUCGACGAUCGCUCAAGCAGCCACAAGGAAUCGUUCGCUACCAUGCAGGUGUUGGAACGUUCAAUAAGCAUAAAUAAACAGAUGCUGAGUGCUCAUAGGAAGGCCCACUCGGUAGACAUUCUUGCUCAUUCGUCCAGGAAUCGUCAGGAAUACAAGAGAAUUGCCUCUGAUCAUAAUAUUAUGGCGCAGGUCAAGAUAUGGCUUCUGUCCAUGACAUGAUGGUCAUCAGGACGCUGGAAAUAAUGCAAUUGCAUUGAUUUCGGAGAAAGGGAGUCUCUAACGCGUUCUCAUUGAUACCUGCAUGGGGCAUACGCCUACAAAUUCGUUAAAUGAAAUCACGUCUAUCAUGAUGUCUCACGGAAUAGAAUUU
Messenger RNA from Suillus fuscotomentosus, 609 nucleotides. RefSeq lists its product as uncharacterized. The transcript has 2 exons. Lineage: Eukaryota; Fungi; Basidiomycota; Agaricomycetes; Boletales; Suillaceae. The annotation marks the transcript as partial. The record is from RefSeq and is a predicted model, not a curated record.